This is a messenger RNA of Amoebophrya sp. A120, 4341 nucleotides long. NCBI's taxonomy places the organism in Eukaryota, Dinophyceae, Syndiniales, Amoebophryaceae. The record is from the annotation of a GenBank genome assembly.
AGUUUUUGACCGGAAGUAGACGAAUGCACCCCUUCACCCCACAGCGUAUAUUUUUGGGAUCUUCUGGGAACCCCUUUCCUUCGUUAAUAAAGUCGCAACUUCAUAAACAGGAGAAGAAUCAAAUUGAUACUACAUCUACAUCACAGAAAAUAAGAGAGAAUCUUCUAUUUGUACCAGGUUGGAUUAUAGAUGAGGAUGAUGUAUUCCCAGGUGUGAGAUGAAAGGAAGCAACUGCUCGUGAGUUUUGGCAUCUUGUGCUUCUGUUUUCGCUCUUUCAGUCCCGCCACCAUUUCUUGAAGUACUCUUUUUUCUCACCUGCUCGGCAUUUUUCGGCCGCGAAAGCGACGGCGAGAAGAGCAUCGGUUCGGCGCGUGGAAUCCGACCGCAGUCGUUUCUGCUAAUAAACACGAUGCGUCUUUCUGAGAACACGAAUGCUAUGACGUCGAAAAAUAGCAGGGACAGAUGGAUUAACUGUUUUAAGCUCCGUCCUCUGUUCCUCGCAAGCUUGCCCCCCAUCAAGCUCGCAAAUGGGCUCGCCAUCGUGUCGAAGAACACGGAUAAGGCCGCAGCUGGCGGAAAAAUGUCAUCGACUAAGAAAAAAACAAACACUCACCACGACAUGGCUGUCCAAGCUGCGACUAGCGAAAGGAAGAAGCUGAGCCUAUCUUCGCAGCACACACGACACGACACCGCAAAAAGUACCAAAGUAACACAAGGCGAUGAAGUAAUUCCUGUUGAUCGGACGAAUCCCGACGAAAAUUGCCUCACCAUCGGGAACAUUGAAUCGAUAGGAUGCGACUCGGAGCAGAUCAGGUAUCCCAGCGGCGGCACGACGUGGCUUCCGGGGCAUGAAGCUCGCAUUGUACAUUUUGAUGGGAGGUUUGACUUCGACUGUUGGGGGAGAGACAUUUGGCCGUGGUCAGAAGCGCACUGGUAUCAAGAAGAUACCGGUGACUUCGGCGUCUCCAGGAGCGAGAUUACGCACAUCUAUGUCAAUCCGGAACACGAACGCGCCACCUUUCAAGCACUGAAAUGCGGCUCCGGGUACAAGACCCGUGAGGAGGAUGCGGCGUGGAAGGCGUACAUUGCCCGGGUUGACGCUGAAAACGAAAAAUGGACCCCCACCUUCAGCGCAGCGCAGAACGAACUGCAAAAGGAAUCGGAGGACCAGAUGAUGUGGGUCUAUCACAAGUCGCUUUUCUGUAGCGCCUACUGGGUGCCCGACGACAACUACGAUCCUAACAGCAUCGAGCUGCAUUUUGACGAGUGGCUCGAAAAGGAACAUAGGGCCUUACCAGGAUGAAAAGUGCUUUCCCGGUCCCAAAAACGCUGAGAUGAACGAAUAAAAUAUAUAUAGAAUUGUGACUUUAAAGUUAAGCAUACUGUAUUGAGAAGCAGAACACGCGCCUUUAGUCUUAGAUGAAAAAUGACCCAGUUUUUUUGCUCAUGCGAAACCUUCGCUGCUGCGACGGACUGCCUGAUCGUGGGCUGCUCCGUGGUUCCUCGUGAACUUCUGCCCAUGCCGUUUGGUUUCGUUCGGCAGCGGGAUCUGUUUACAUCGAGACGAUCACGAUUCAAUUGAUAGCGUACUGUGAUGUUUGCACCAUCGGCGUUAUUUCUCAUUACGAGCAGGAACAAAGUACUUACUUAGUUUGCGUUCGCAUGAAAGGUACAAAGUGAUAUGUUUGACAGGAAUUCUUUUCGCUCUGAUAGGCCUUCCAGGAGUUCGAGGCCGCAAAGUGCAUGAAGAUGUGCAUGGAUGCGUGGACCGGAUGCUGGGGGGUGGCGCUGAAGUUCCUCGAGGUGCCCGAAGGAAGUCGUAAAGGAUGUAUUUUCUUGAAGGAAAAAUGCGAACCUGCGGACCCAGAGGCGCUCGACAAGCAGGGAAAUAUCUGGCACGUGGCGUGGAAAGCGGCAGUCAGCGACAUCAUCGACAUGUCGGUGACUACCGUGAAUCCCCUGAAUCACGUAACGGCAGUAUCACGAAAAAAAAGACAACCUCUAGCAGUUGCAACGAGUUUGGGUGGCGUGAUUUCUAUACACAGGUUGUCAUGUGCGAAAGGAGAAGGACUGCGUCAGCGUCUGCAGAAUCAAAUGCACGCAGAUCCGAAGCCCCCGGAGGAAAGCGAUUAGGUAGUGCUUACCUAAGUAUUCGGCAUAGAAACUUCUAUUGCAGACGAAUCAACACGUUGGAGAAAUCACUUGCUUGAUUCAACGCGGUGGAGUUGUAGCUGUGCUUUCUGGAAAGACUAAUUUUUGGGUUCAAGAAAUCAAACAAUGUAGCAAGCAAACUAGCCUCGUCUGAAUAUGGGGGGUUGGACUUUUCUUCACAAUACGCAGCUCCACCAGAGGGCACCUUUGAGAAUUUGCUCGAGGACCCGGAUACGGAUGACAAAGGAGAAGUCGUUACAGAAACAACCACGGCCGCGGCGGGAAACACGACUGAUCUAGCUGAGGAGGACGACGGUACCUUGAUCCUCGUUGCGGCAGGUGUGGGCGUAGCUUUUGUGCUCCUCUUCGUCGUGUGUUUGUUGUGCGGCACCACUCAUGGAGCGGAAGACGAAUAUUGGGAAAACGAGAACGACGCCUCCGCCUCGUACGCACCUGAAGGCUACGUUAACGAAUCCUACGAAAGAGGCGGGUCUUACUCUUACGGAGGUAAGGGAAACGACGGGUACUACGGCGGGGAUUACGGGGGAAAGGGAGAUUAUGGAAGCGUCAGGUUUGAAAUCGUCAAAGUUGAAAUAAUUUGUAAUGCAUAAAAUGCAUGGCCCGAGGUACGUGCGUUGCAGAGCAGGCAAGUGAGGCCGAUUGUAAGCCUGUUUGGGGUUACAGCUCGAGCUGCUAAAGUAGCAUGAGAAAAUCACUCUUCUUUGCCUAAGCAGCAUGACAAACUGGAUUCAGGGACCACCGAAAUUUGUCAUGCGCCACUUGGAAACUUGGUUCCAAGUCCAACUUGCAUCCAUUUUAUGCAUGACAAUGUAGUGGCUUCGGUCGGUUUAGCAUGACAAUUUAUUUCAACUUUGUCGAUUUCAACUCUGACACAUCCAUAGAGAUGGCGGGUAUGGCUAUGGUUAUGACGAUGAUCAAUAUUCUCAUUCUGGCAGAGGACACGACGAGCACAGCGGCGGGCCAUCGCACCAUCGAGAUGUGUCUCGAGGGGCAGGAGGAAGUCACAGGCGCGGCGACCCUUCGAAAUCCAGCAAGAAAAGUGACGAUGACAAGGCUCCAAUUGAUGGAGUCAUCAAGUGGCUUUUUGGUGACGACAACAAGUAAGUAGCUACGUGAUAAAUUUUCUCUUCCACGAUCUUUCUAACAGUAGCGUUGAAGGCAAACGUCUAGAUACCCCCUUUUUUCCCUCCGUACGGAGUAUUUGCCGCCUCGUUCUCCCACACUUGCUACUUCUGAGAGGCUUUAUCAAAUUCACGUGUUGCAAAAAAUUUAGAAAUUUGUAGUGUCACAUUCGUCGCCACUUCAAUUUCCAAACUGAAUCGAUCCAGAUCUCGAUGGGGGCGUCUAGAAGUGUUGUUUCAGUGUAGAAACUACACGCUCUCGCGUCUCUAUACCGCAAUAAUCUUCACGUUCACGCAUGAGAGCUGGGCAGUGAAGCUUCGUUGCAUCCCUGUCUUCUUCUAUUGCGUGACCUCCCCAGACGAGUUGCUCUGGGUUGUGAUAUCGAAACAGAUUUUCACUUUCACUACGUAGUCUUUUUUCUGCAGCGUGUUAUAUUAUAUCAGAACUUCUCCAGCACUUCUGUUCCCGGUUUUCCGUUUUCGGCAAUGCCUUUCUGUGAUCCCCACGACACCAUUUCUCCAAAACUAUCUGCCUCACCACACGAUUCGCCCCCACACUCGUACAACUGCAGUACGCGAAAUGGAGCCGUUGCUUCGCGUGCAGCACGGAAAAAGUAAAAGUAUUUGGCCUCAUUCCAGCGAAUAAAUGCAAGUUGAAGGUGUACCCUACCUUAUACGCUGGUCCCGCAAAUAAACCGGCGCGACGAGUAGAUGCUUCUUCAUAUUUCUGCGAACAAAAUCGUACAGUAUCGCGGUUCCUUCGUGCUGGAACAAGAAAUGUCGUUCAAGUAUUGAUACUCCGCCUCGUUCGUAAUAAAGAUGACACCACUGCUCCAUCUCCAAAUUAUUAUCCCAUCGAAAGCACACUCCGCAUGAGUUUAGAUUUACUCUUUCGUUCCUGGUGAUGUUUUUUCGUCCGCGCUCAACGCGCGAGCCGUACACCUUCGUCUGCAAGUACAGAAGAUUACUUGUUCGUUCACACUGAGAAAUAGGCGUGAUGAAGAAAUCGGAGGAAGCUCCUUUUCUUUCCCUGCUGUAUGUCCUGCUC